GUUAUUAGAAUCGAGUAAUUUUUUCAUCAUGCAAAGUGCUCUGUUUAUUGGACUGACCCUCCUACUGGGAGGAUCAGUUUUCGCAAAUUUGUUCAACACAUCCGUUUACGAUGGAUUCCACCGACCGGACAGGAACAACACACAAAACAAUACCCAGAGCAGAUGUACAGGACAGGCCGAUGGUACUCUAUUUCCCUCUUUGAACAACUGUUCCUUCUUCGUAAGUUGCCUGAAUAGUACCGAAGUUGAAUUGGAAUGCAGACCAUCUGGAACACUCUUCGAUUACGAGCGUCAAGUUUGUGAUUAUGAAGAAUUUGUAACUUGCUUCAGUCCGGAUCGGUGUGCCGCCGAACCAGAUGGUCUGAUCCCAUCUGAGGACUGCAGCAAAUUCCACAUUUGCCGAGGUGGAGCAAAGGUCGAAGAAGUAACCUGUGUGCCGUCGGGAACUCUGUUCGAUUACAUUCGAGGAGUUUGUGACCACCCAUCUAACGUUGUUUGUUGGGGAUCGUCUCAAAACCUGUGUGAAGGAAAACCUGACGGAGCCCCAGUGCCAGAUAAGGAUUGUUCAUAUUUUUCGGAAUGCCUCAAUGGAGAAGCUGGAGAACCCAUUCGCUGCCAACCAGAGGGAACGGUCUUUGACUAUCAGCGAGAGGUUUGUGAUUUUGUUGGAGAAGAUGUUUGCUGGACUGGUGGAAACAUUGGUGGUGGUAACUCGACAACUGAAGCUCCAGGCACAACCGUUGCCCCGACACGUCCUCCAUCUCCCGAACUGCCUCCUGGCACCUGUAACGGCAUCCAAGUUGGAUCGCUGCCAUAUCCCAACGAUUGCACCAUGUUUAUCGCCUGCAUUCUGGGCCAACCCCUCCUUCAACCUUGUCCACCUGGACAAAUUUACAUCGAAAGCAUCGCACAGUGUGGCAAAGGAGAUAUCAAUACCUGCGAGGCUGAUCCCCGUUGGCUGGAAGAGUUCUACAAACAGCAAGGCCGGUAUCCGGUAAUCAACAACUACUGAGCAGAGGACAGCCUUUUGCUUUUUAUUAGAACAGAUUAACUUAGAGCUAUUGUUCUCUUUUUCUUAAGUGCUGUGUUCUGUUGAUAACAGUAUUCAAAUAAAUCAUUGUCGAAAAAGUUAAAACUCAUUUUAGAAUAAAAUUAUUGUAUAAGUAACC
Messenger RNA from Uranotaenia lowii, 1169 nucleotides. RefSeq lists its product as uncharacterized. The transcript has a single exon. Gene Ontology annotation, cellular component: extracellular region. Gene Ontology annotation, molecular function: chitin binding. The record is from RefSeq and is a predicted model, not a curated record. Bases 29 to 1012 code for a protein of 327 amino acids. Lineage: Eukaryota; Metazoa; Arthropoda; Insecta; Diptera; Culicidae.